This is a messenger RNA of Sebastes umbrosus (honeycomb rockfish), 1494 nucleotides long. Its product is annotated as agouti related neuropeptide. Gene Ontology annotation, biological process: positive regulation of feeding behavior; neuropeptide signaling pathway; adult feeding behavior. Gene Ontology annotation, cellular component: extracellular region. Gene Ontology annotation, molecular function: neuropeptide hormone activity; type 1 melanocortin receptor binding. The transcript is spliced from 2 exons. The record is from RefSeq and is a predicted model, not a curated record. Lineage: Eukaryota; Metazoa; Chordata; Actinopteri; Perciformes; Sebastidae. The coding region runs from base 52 to 285 and encodes 77 amino acids.
AGCCACGCCCCCGACCCCGUGCAUGACCCCGCCCUCUUACCUGUCGACUCAAUGGAGGAUCACUUCCUGAUGGACGUGGGGUCCUACGACGAGGACUCCUCAGCAGCCUUGCAGCUGCAGGGUCGGGCCAUGCGUUCAUCUCGUCGCUGCAUCCCCCACCAGCAGUCAUGUCUGGGUUACCCGCUGCCCUGCUGCGACCCCUGUGACACCUGCUACUGCCGCUUCUUUAACGCCAUCUGCUACUGCCGCCGGGUCGGCCACGCCUGCCCACCCAGACGCACCUGAUGCCGGUACGCCGUGAGGAGACGCGUUCAACAUGUUGACGCUCUUUCUGUUACUCGUCGGAUAAAAUGUGCUCUUUGUGUAAUAAACGACUGCUGAGGAAAACGUAUAUUCAGAUGCCAGAUUAACGUGUUUUGUGACCGUAUUGUGAUUACUGACAACAUGUCAACAUGGUUAUUAAUUAAUUAAGAAACUAUGGACAAUAAUAGGAUUAAUCACGAUUAAAUAUUUUAAUUGAUUGACAGCCCUAAGAAAAAUACAAUAAACAUAAAGCAAGUUGAGCCUUCCACAUCUCCCGUUAGUCAUUUUCUCUGAGUAGUAAAGAACUGUAUCAUCUGCAUACAGACGGAUUAUGCACUUUGACAGCUGUGUUGGAAGGUUAUUCAUUUAUAUGCAACUGCAUGGGGUGAGUUUGGACAGAACAUGUUCAACGUGAACAAAUUGACUUCUUCCUUGUAGACAGGAUUUCAUUGUUACAGAGAGAAGAAAUGCAGCAGUGACUGGCUGUCUAUUUAAAGGUACUAUAUGUAACAAUUUACGUGUUUUAAUCGCUUUAUAUUGCCAAUGUCUGUAGAGAUUGCCUAUAACAGCCUGUGGACUGAUUUCUAUGAAAAGGACUCGGGAUUGUUUUACCGGAAAAAAUCCAAUGAAUAUGCCGUUUAUGCACGCUCCCGAGUGCCUCACCUCUCUUGAGCUCCCAGAAAGCGCCAACAGUGUGCAGCUAAUAUAGCAAAAUGCUUUCUCGAGUGCUUAAGCUAAGGUUGGCCAGCUUGCUGUAACUUACAGUAGCUAUGCAGUAUGGAUCUGCUUGGUUGCUUCAUAACAUUAGCUGAUAAUGUAAUUUACUAGAUGUAAGCUAUAGUUAUUAUCAUGGAGCCAAUGGUCCAAAUAAAAUACGGGAACAUUACAGAGCAUUAUGAAAGGGAUAAUGCCCGACGAGGUGUCCAUUAUCAGGAAUUAAUGAACGAUGUGUAGAGACGUCAGGAUGCUGACUGCAGUUCUCCUUACGGCCACAGGUGUCAUUAAUAACAAGCAUCUUCUGAAAGUUACAUAUAGUACCUUUAAGGCUGAUUUAAAAUCUUUACACACUGCGGAAGCUGUAAUAUUAAUUUAUGUAACAUGUUCAAGAAGACAACAUGUCAACAUGCUUGUCAGGAAACACACAGAAAUGAGUUGAUGAGCUUUAGAGGUGUUGGUAGGUGUAUUCUGAAC